This is a messenger RNA of Raphanus sativus (radish), 1718 nucleotides long. RefSeq names its product protein GRAVITROPIC IN THE LIGHT 1. The coding region runs from base 284 to 1537 and encodes 417 amino acids. NCBI's taxonomy places the organism in Eukaryota, Viridiplantae, Streptophyta, Magnoliopsida, Brassicales, Brassicaceae. The record is from RefSeq and is a predicted model, not a curated record. Gene Ontology annotation, biological process: response to red or far red light; negative gravitropism. The transcript has 2 exons.
UUGAUUGAUUGAGCCUUUACCAUUUCGUUAUCGUUCACUUCCUACAAAAGAAUAUUUCUUUCCCCCUCUGUAUCACCUUCACCUCCGGCUACAUCUCCGGCUUAGAGCUUGAUGUUUCGUCUUCUUCUACUUACGUGGAGUGAAAGCUGAUUAAAAACAUUAUUCCACCGCGAAGCUUCUUCUGUCUGCAUACUGUAUACACACAGACACAAAAUCUAAUCCAGGAGAGUUUUUUUGUCUGAAACAGAGACAGAUUCAGUUUCUGUUAGGUGGUUUUUCAAGUAUGCUACCAAGUGGGUUGAAAGAAACUGAACUCAACAACAACAACCAGAAGGUCCAUCCACAACCACAACCAAUGGAACAACAAUCAAUCAACCAGAACCCUGAAGCUAUGGAAGCACUCAUCUCCAACCUCUUUGGAAACAUCUCUUCUUUGAAAUCUGCUUACAUCCAGCUCCAAUCUGCUCACACUCCUUACGACCCCGACAAGAUCCAGGAAGCCGACAAGGCUGUCAUCUCUGAACUCAAGAAUCUCUCCGAGCUGAAACAUGUUUACAGAGAGAACAACCCCAAGCCUGUGUGCGUCUCUCCCAAAGACUCUCGUUUAGCUGCGGAGAUCCAAGAACAGCAGAGUCUGUUGAAGACUUAUGAGGUCAUGGUUAAGAAGUUUCAGUCUGAGAUUCAGAACAAGGACUCUGAGAUCGCUCAGAUGUUGCACAAGAUCGAGGAAGCUAAUCAGAAACGUCUCAAGCUCGAGAAGAAUCUUAAGCUAAGAGGAAUGUCGUCGUCCACUAAUGAAUCUUCUGGUGAUUUGCAGUUUCCUGACUUGACCAUUGAGCUUUUUGUAUCUACCUAUGAAGCUGCUUCUAAAGCUGUUCAUGAUUUCUCAAAGCCGUUGAUCAACAUGAUGAAAGCUGCGGGAUGGGAUCUUGAUUCUGCAGCUGAUUCCAUUGAGCCUCAUGUUGCUUACGCCAAGAGGCCUCACAAGAAAUAUGCGUUUGAAUCAUACAUAUGCCAGAGGAUGUUCAGUGGGUUUCAGCAGGAAACUUUCUCAUUAGACUCGGAUGACACUGACACCUUCUUCCCUCAGUUUCUUGCUCUGAAAGACAUGGAUCCACUAGAUGCUCUGGCUACAAACCCUGAUUCCAACUUUGGUAAGUUCUGUAAGAGCAAGUAUCUCAUCUUGAUCCACCCAAAGAUGGAAGCUUCUUUCUUUGGAAACCUAGACCAGCGUGACUACGUGGCAGGAGGUGGCCACCCGAGGACCGCGUUUUACCAGGCCUUCUUGAAACUAGCAAAGUCUAUAUGGUUAUUGCACAGGCUGGCUUACUCGUUUGACCCAGCUGCAAAGAUCUUUCAAGUGAAAAAGGGUAGUGAGUUUUCUGAUUCGUACAUGGAAAGUGUUUUGAAGAACAUAGUUGUGGAUGAAAAGGGAGAGAGCCCAAGUGUUGGUCUUAUGGUGAUGCCUGGGUUUUGGAUUGGUGGAAGUGUGAUUCAGAGCCGAGUUUAUGUCUCAGGUGUUAAGGUCGUUGAAUGAAGGAGAUUCUGGUCUUGUCCUAAAGCUUCCCACUUUGUUGUGCAACUUUUAUUUUUUCUGCUUGUUAUAAAUUGUAUUUUUCAGUAAGCUUGCAUGUAAUUGUUCAGAACUCAUAAGCAAACGAGAUAUUUAUUCUCCCAACCAAAAAGAAGUUUAUUAUCAUAUAUAAAUGUUGGCCUAA